This is a messenger RNA of Dinoponera quadriceps, 3887 nucleotides long. RefSeq names its product dynamin-like 120 kDa protein, mitochondrial (gene Opa1). Gene Ontology annotation, biological process: mitochondrial fusion. NCBI's taxonomy places the organism in Eukaryota, Metazoa, Arthropoda, Insecta, Hymenoptera, Formicidae. Gene Ontology annotation, molecular function: GTP binding; GTPase activity; microtubule binding. The coding region runs from base 359 to 3277 and encodes 972 amino acids. Gene Ontology annotation, cellular component: microtubule; cytoplasm; mitochondrial membrane. The record is from RefSeq and is a predicted model, not a curated record. The transcript is spliced from 18 exons.
UACCCGAAGUCGGGUCGAGUCGAAAACGCUAUCAAUUAAUCAUUGCCCAUCCUUGCUUUGCUGGGUAAUUUGUGAAAUGGUGUUGGAAAUCCACCCUACGGAAUUCCUGAAACUAUUAUUGAGAGGAGUUUCAAUGCCGGGUUUUGCACGAUGUGCACCGUUACAGAAUAAACGAUUGAAUUAGAGUUCGUGAUGCAAUAACCUAAUUGUCAACUUUUAGAAAAGUUUUACACCUUUGAUUUCUUGAUUUAGGUCACAUGUAUUUCAUAACAUACACUUAAAGAAUUUCAUAGAUACUUUUCAUUCGUUAUACAAGAGCGAUUGCUUGUCCGGCAACUGAAGAAGGUUGUUACGAAAAAUGAAACAAUUCAUAUACGGCAGAUUCGGUCGUAGCAUUUUACUGGUUCCCAAAACUCCGAAACAUCCAGUAUUACUUAUCAACGCACGGGAGUUAAUGUCUGGGAAAUUCAAUAGACACUAUAGACCGUUAUUGGCAACGCCACAUUUAAAAUAUUACGCAAAUCCACAUCGAGGAUAUGCUAUGGUGGUAGCAAGAAUUUUAAGAGGAGCGUUAAAACUUCGAUAUAUCCUCCUAGGAGGUACAGUUGGUGGUGGUGUUGCUUUGCAAAAGAAAUACAAUGAGUGGAAAGAAGCAAUGCCAGAUCUAGGAUGGCUAGAAAAUGUAAUGCCUACUGAACAACAAUGGCAAAAUUUCCGUGGAUCAUUGAUAGCGAUUAAGGAUAACGUAUCUGACAAAAUCGAAAUUGAUCCACGUAUAAAGGAGUAUGGACUAGCUAAGUAUCAGGAGUACAGGACGUGGUUUGAUCAAAGACUGGAUGAUGCUAUUAAGGCAGCGGAAAAUCGCCAAAGAGAUCUAGAGAAUAAUUCCAUACAGAGUGCAAUUAACACCAUCUUGAUGGUGGCUAAGAAAGCUUAUUCAGAAACAAACAAUCAGUUGCCAAAUAAGGUUGCCUUUGCACGUCCAUUGGCUAGUGAUAAUACCGAAGAGGAACGUAAGAAAGCUCAAUACUCGAGACAUGACACCACAUCGGAAGAUCCGAUGCAAAUGCUACUGAAGUAUCAACGCGAAUUGGAACGAUUAGAAAGAGAGAACAAAGAAUUGCGCAAGCAGAUGCUUCUACGGGGAAAUCAGAAGUUCAACCAGAAGAAGAUCAAGAAAUCUCUGAUCGACAUGUAUAGCGACGUUUUGGAUGAACUCAACGACUAUGACAGUGCCUAUUCCACAGCUGAUCACUUACCCAGAGUAGUAGUUGUCGGCGACCAAAGCUCAGGUAAAACGUCCGUGCUCGAAAUGGUCGUUCAAGCAAGGAUAUUUCCAAGAGGAGCAGGUCAAAUGAUGACGAGGGCACCGGUCAAGGUUACACUGAGUGAAGGGCCGUAUCAUAUAGCACAAUUCAAAGACAGCUCUCGAGAAUUCGACCUCACGAAAGAGUCGGAACUAGCCGAGCUACGACGUGAGGUGGAGCUGCGAAUGAAGAAUAGCGUUAAAGACGGUAAAACAGUCAGCCCAGACGUCAUAUCUAUGACGGUGAAGGGACCGGGCCUUCAACGUAUGGUUCUAGUCGAUCUACCUGGUAUUAUUAGUUCAGUAACCGUUAACAUGGCCGAAGAUACUCGCGAGGCGAUCAAACAAAUGACUCAACAGCAUAUGAGCAAUCCUAAUGCCAUCAUCCUCUGCAUACAAGACGGAUCCGUCGACGCGGAGAGGAGCAACGUGACCGACCUCGUAGCUCAGAUGGAUCCAUCCGGCAAAAGGACGAUCUUUGUCUUGACGAAGGUUGACAUGGCGGAAAAGAAUUUCGCAAAUCCCGAAAGAUUGCGCGAGAUAUUGUCCGGUAAAUUGUUCGCCAUGAAAGCAUUGGGCUACUUCGCCGUUGUGACCGGUCGUGGCGGGCAGGAUGACAGUAUACAAACGAUCAAGGACUACGAAGAGCAGUUCUUUAGGAAUUCAAAACUCUUCAAAGACAAUUUAGCAAUGUCAGGUCAAGUGACUACCAAAAACCUGAGCUUAGCUGUGGCCGAAUGCUUUUGGAAAAUGGUGCGCGAGACAGUGGAGCAACAAGCGGACGCGUUCAAAGCUACGAGGUUUAAUUUAGAAACAGAAUGGAAAAAUAAUUUUCCAAGGUUAAGGGAAUUGGACAGAGACGAACUCUUCGAAAAAGCGCGUGGUGAAAUUUUGGACGAGAUCGUCAACCUGUCGCAAGUGUCACCAAGGCAUUGGGAGGAGGUGCUGAUGACGCGAAAUUGGGAAAAAGUCAGCAAGCAUGUUUUCGACAAUAUCUACUUGCCUGCUGCUCAAAGCGGAAAUCCAAAUACGUUCAAUACCACUGUCGAUAUCAAACUCAGACAGUGGGCGGAGCAGCAACUUCCAGCAUGUAGCGUUGAAAGCGGAUGGGAAAGUCUACAGCAGGAAUUCCAUAACUUCAUGAUGCAGGCUCGACUCAGCCAGGAUCAUGACGAUAUCUUUGACGACCUCAAGAACGCUGUCGUGAACGAGGCAAUGAAGCGUCACUCCUGGGAAGAGAAGGCAUCGGACAUGCUACGCGUUAUUCAACUCAAUACCCUGGAAGACAGAAGUGUGAACGACAAGCGCGAUUGGGAUCAGGCCGUGCGAUUCCUAGAGAAUUCAAUUAAAGAAAAGUUGAACACUAUAGAACAGACUCUGCGCAACAUGCUGGGCCCCAAUCGCAAGGAACGGUGGCUCUAUUGGCAAUACCAGAGUGAAGAGCAGCAGCAUCGUAUGGCCGUAAAGAACGAGUUGAAUAAAAUUCUUUAUGCUGACAAAAAACACCCGCCCAAACUGACGCGCGACGAACUCACGGCCGUCAGGAAGAAUUUACAGCAGAGCGGCUUAGAGGUCGAUAAUGAAUUCAUCCGGGAAACGUGGCAUCCUGUGUACGAGAGGUUUUUCCUGCAACAGAGUUUGGCGAGAGCUUACGAUUGUAGAAAAGGAUACUACUUGUAUCAUACCGGGCAUGAGAACGAGAUGGAAUGCAACGACGUAGUACUGUUCUGGCGAAUCCAGCAAAUGUUGAAAGUCACCGCGAAUGCACUUCGGCAACAAAUCAUGAACAGAGAGGCUCGAAGAUUGGAAAGAGAGAUCAAGGACGUUCUGGAGGAUUACAGUCAGGACAAUAAGAUUAAGAAAGAUUUACUCACCGGUAGACGAGUCAAAUUAGCUGAAGAACUCAAACGAGUUAGACACAUCCAAGAGAAGCUAGAAGAAUUUAUCAAAGCGCUAAACAAAGAGAAAUAAAUGAAUUAAAUUUGGUGCAGACCAGAGCUCUGAUGUUACUUGAGCGAAUGUAAGAUCAUGAGAUAUGGAUCCGUGUGAAUAGGAAUUAAUGUUUCGAAAUAAGGAUACACAUACGUGAGGAAAUAGAUAGCACCUUUCCAUGAUUUGAAUCAUGAUGAAUUUGGAGCGAUCACCGAUUCAAGAGCGUAGGAGAGUAGCGAUGUCAUGGUUUACUGAACACAAUCACAUCGCAUAAGUGACAUGCGCUUAACUUAAGUUUGUGUGAUAUAGGUAACGAACGGAAAUCUCUACAUUCUCUCAUACGAAUGAAUUUUGUAAAUAUGAGGCUAAUAUAUGCAAUCGUAAAGCAAAAAAUUCUUACGUAAAUAUAUUUAGAAUAAUAUCACGAUUAUUUGAUAAAUGCAUUUAUCGCUAUAAAAAUACAGUAGUAAUGCAGUUACAAUGAAUGUUGUGGCUGAAAAUUAAUUUCAUAUUUGUUAAACCCAACAUUCGUAUGAAUGAAGUUGCCAUCGCGACGUGUUACCUUUAAGUAACUUUUAGAAAUUGUAAAGCGAAAAGAAGUAAGAUAUAUAUAAGGCACAAUUCAAAUAAAACCAAGAAUAUCUUCGUG